UGUGGAUUCAGUACGGAAAGGUUCGCUGUGAUUGGCUUAUCUGUUUAUCAAACAAACCGUUUAGUGUUAACUUAAGGCUUACCCGCAAUUGUGUUUGUACAGCCAUACUUAGCAUGAUUGUUCUCGCGUGCUUGGAUAUUAUUUUAUAUUAAAAGAAAAUAAGCUAUUCACAAUAGUAUCGCGCAACAAACAGUCUUUACUGACACGAUUGUUUACUGAUACUAGUACAUACGAAAGGCAAAUAUCCAAUUUAAGUAAAUCCACUACAUUCUAAGUUUGGAUAUGCGUUGACUAGAUAAAUAAGUGUAAACGUGCUUGGUAAAUAAACAAAAAUGAGUAAAGAAGAAAAGCAGGACACAAAAGAAGAAUACAAUCCGUUUGAGCACAGGGUAGUUGAAAAGCCAAGUUCAGAUGUGAGAGCCACAGCAAAUAUAAUCAAAGCCUCGCUUGGAUCAGGUCUAUUGGCCGGCCCUCUAGCAUUUGCAAACUCUGGAUGGGGCAUUGGAUUAUUGGGCACUUUUCUGGUCGGACUUAUAUGCGGGCACUGCGUGCACAUACUAGUGAAAACAUCCCGUGGUUGCUGCAAGCUUGAAAGAAAACCACAACUUAACUACGCUGAAACAUGUAAAGCGGCAUUUCAAAAUGGCCCAAAAUGCGUUCGACCGUACGCGGCGGGUGCGAGCAUUUUCGCGGAAAUUGCGAUGCUAUUAACCUACGUAGGCGUCUGCUGUAUUUACACCAUCCUCAUAUCAGACUCAAUCAAACAGUUAAUUGACAGAUAUGUACCAAGCUUUAACCUCGCAAUAGAAUACUACUGUCUAAUCACGUUAGUGCCGAUAUGUUUGCUGUGCCAGAUAAAGUAUUUGAAAUGGCUUGCUCUGUUCUCGCUGUUGGCCAACUUGUUCCUGUUUCUGACGUAUUUGAUCUGCCUUUAUUACGUGUUUGGAGACGAGAUUUCUAUUGCGGACAAGAGGGCUGUGGGCGACCCUGCGAGAUUUCCUGCUUUUAUAUCAACCGUAAUCUUCGCCAUGGAAGGCAUAGGAGUGGUGAUGCCAGUGGAAAACGCAAUGAAGAAACCACAACAUUUCCUCGGUUUCCCCAGUGUGCUCUUUGUCGCUAUGUCCAUGAUCGUCUUCUUCUACAGCACUUUGGGACUAUUCGGUUACUUGCGAUAUGGUGAUGUGUUACGAGGUUCUAUCACUUUGAACCUUCCUAUAGAUGACUGGCCAGCAGUUUGCGCUAAAGUCUUCAUAGCACUAUCUAUAUUCUUCACCUACCCGCUACAGUAUUUCGUUGUCUACGAUAUUUUCAAAAAAUAUGCAGAUCCCUACUUCAGUGAUAAAUAUCGAGUUGUAACAGACGUGACAACUAGGACCAUCGGUGUUUGUAUAUGUGUGGGACUAGGCAUCGCGCUGCCAUUGUUAGAGCAAAUUAUCAACCUUGUUGGCGCUUGCUUCUAUUCUAUUCUUGGUCUGAUCAUCCCUGGCAUUAUUGAGACAGUUUUCAAAUGGGAAAAUCUUGGGAAAUGCAAGUGGGUUCUCUGGAAGAACAUAAUAAUUGUCCUUUUUGGAUUAGGCAGUUUGGUCUCAGGUUGCACCGUCACCAUAAUGGAUAUUAUAAAAAUAUUACACAAUAAAACAGAUUGAUUGAUAUACACAGAAAAUCUCGACUAGCUUUAGCAGAUUUUAAAUAAUUUUGUUAAUUUAUUUCAUAGAAUUUAAUUAAAUACGUAAUAUAAUAAAGUGCAUUACAAUCAGA
This is a messenger RNA of Bicyclus anynana (squinting bush brown), 1758 nucleotides long. RefSeq names its product proton-coupled amino acid transporter-like protein pathetic. The transcript has 8 exons. Lineage: Eukaryota; Metazoa; Arthropoda; Insecta; Lepidoptera; Nymphalidae. Gene Ontology annotation, biological process: amino acid transmembrane transport. Gene Ontology annotation, cellular component: vacuolar membrane. The record is from RefSeq and is a predicted model, not a curated record. Gene Ontology annotation, molecular function: amino acid transmembrane transporter activity. Bases 333 to 1646 code for a protein of 437 amino acids.